ACACUCAGUUAAGUUAAUAUCGUGUGCAAAAUACGUACAUAGGCGAAUUUUCACCGCUAUUCGACAAAGGUUUGGUGCAGUUCACAUCUGAAAUCAGGUUUCCUAUACACUUUCAAGGAAAGGUAAAAAGAGCUAAAAAUCAACCAUGCCUUUCGUACCCAAGGAAAUGGCCAAGUGUCCAAAAUGCAGCAAGUCUGUUUAUGCGGCCGAGGAAAGACUUGCCGGGGGUUUCAAAUGGCAUAAAGUGUGCUUCAAAUGCGAUACUUGCAACAAGGCCCUCGACAGCACAAACGCCAACUGCCACGAGGCCCAUCUCUACUGCAGGUCAUGCCACGGCAAGCAGUUUGGACCCAAGGGAUACGGUUUCGGCGGUGGCGCAGGCGCUCUCAGCACAGAGACGGGUGCUCAGUUUGGUGUGAAAACGGCCGAAAUGAGCAAUAAACCAACUCAAGCCGUUGUUGGGAGUGUCGGCACUGGUCCCAAAUGCCCACGUUGUGGCAAAUCUGUCUACGAUGCCGAGAGAGCCAUCGGUGUCAACAUCCCAUGGCACAAAGCCUGCUUCCGAUGCCAGGACUGCAAGAAGGCCGUGGACUCCACCACUAUGGCCAUGCACGAGAUGGAACUCUUCUGUAAAGGAUGCUACGGUAAGCGUCAUGGACCGAAGGGUUUUGGAUUCGGUGGGGGGGCCGGAGCCCUGCAUGGGUCAGUAACAACGCUGUGGGGGCAAAAGGGGGAGCUUGUAUCCCCAUGCUGUACACGGUGCCAUCCUCUCGGAAAUACAGUCCCCUCAGACGUGUCACCCGAUCACCGGAAACAGUUCGAUUCCACCAUGUUGCUUUUCUACAUGUUUCAGAUGAGAUUCAUAAUUGUUGGAGAUAAACACAUCAAAUCACGGCAGCGCACUGGGACUUGGCAAGGAAUGUCAGACCGUCUUUCACGUUGAGGCAGUAGAGUUAUCAGCAGAUGAUAACUCUUUGCCAUUUCACCCAAAUCCACUUGUGAAGACGGAUUAAGUUUCAGUGAUGCUCCCCACCAUAGACCGUUACUCACAUUGCCUUGUCUAUUAGACUGGCUAGACAGUUACUUCCCUACCCUGCCUGGCCCUUCACGUUUGCCUGACUCCUUAUUCGCACAACUGUUGUAGAUUAACGUUAUCGUCCUGGUAAGGAAAUCCUUUCUCACCCUUUACUAUUGUAUGAAGUUCACUAAUGUGCAGCUACCGUAGUUAUCUUCAUGCGUGUACAUAUUGUCGUUUAAUAAAUUGUUCGGAGUAU
This is a messenger RNA of Haliotis rubra (blacklip abalone), 1274 nucleotides long. RefSeq names its product cysteine and glycine-rich protein 1-like. The record is from RefSeq and is a predicted model, not a curated record. Gene Ontology annotation, cellular component: Z disc; cytoplasm; nucleus. Lineage: Eukaryota; Metazoa; Mollusca; Gastropoda; Lepetellida; Haliotidae. Gene Ontology annotation, biological process: muscle tissue development; sarcomere organization. Gene Ontology annotation, molecular function: structural constituent of muscle; actinin binding.